Rhodofomes roseus is the source of this 333-nucleotide messenger RNA. RefSeq names its product outer dynein arm light chain 8. Gene Ontology annotation, molecular function: dynein intermediate chain binding; dynein light intermediate chain binding. NCBI's taxonomy places the organism in Eukaryota, Fungi, Basidiomycota, Agaricomycetes, Polyporales, Fomitopsidaceae. Gene Ontology annotation, biological process: cilium assembly; microtubule-based process. Bases 1 to 333 code for a protein of 110 amino acids. Gene Ontology annotation, cellular component: cytoplasmic dynein complex. The transcript is spliced from 2 exons. The record is from RefSeq and is a predicted model, not a curated record.
AUGGCCGAAAAACUCGACGCGCCUACAUCCUCCACAGACAGCGGCUCUGCCACCAGGGACGCUGCCAACGGCGGACCCAAAGCCAUCAUCAAGAACGUCGACAUGAGCGAGGACAUGCAGCAGGAGUCGGUCGACAUCGCGUCCGCCGCGCUCGAGAAGUAUAACAUCGAGAAGGACAUCGCUGCCCAGAUCAAGAAGGAGUUCGACCGCCGCCAUGGGGCUACCUGGCACGUCGUCGUCGGCAAGAACUUUGGCAGCUACGUGACCCACGAAACAAAGCACUUCAUCUACUUCUACAUCGGCUCCCUUGCUAUCCUCAUCUGGAAGUCAUAA